AAAACACUUACACCAUGUUUGGUUGGUGUAUUGGCCCUCAUUCCUAUGUUUGGUUCAUGGUAUUGCUAAUACCAUUGUAAUACAUUACUGGUCUAAUCGUUGAAAUCCACCGAUUUGUAAUCCGUCCCUUUUGCCCAGAUUAGGCGCCGCUUCAGUUUACCCUCCCAUCGGCUUCCCCUUUGUUUCUCUUCUGUUCCUUCUAGCCUCUGCCGAUUUUCUCCCUCUGUUUAUUUUCUUUUCUUUUCUGCCGAUUUGCUCCCUCUGUUUCUUUUCUUGAUAUUGUUCUUCAAAAUCAGAUGGAUGGCCAUCUAAAGACUAUUCUGGAAGGGAUCUCAAAGUUGGCAUCUGAUAAAGUGUUAGCUGAAGAUGAACUAGCAAGUUUGCAAUCCAUCUUGGUGAAGCUUCUUUCUCAUUUUAAGGACUUGGAACAUGUGUUUUCUUUGAAUCAUUUUCUUCAGAUCUUAGAUAUGAUGCAUGGGAACUCUCGGGGCAUUGUCAAUAUGCAUAUACUUGAUAUGGCUACAAGGAAUGGUUAUGUACAUGAUCCAACAACCAUACAGUUACUCUUUGAAAUAUCCCAGGCUUUACAUAGUGAUACUGAUCUUGUAAACAUGAAAAAUGAUGAUAACCAACAGCAAGCACGGUUUAUUUCUCGUUUUGUCCGAAUGGUAGACCAUGGAGUAGAGUAUGAACGACAUUUAGCAUUUCUUAUGGAAUGUCAUGGGGCCCUUGGUAACAUUAUUGAACUCAAGAUAAACGAACAUGUAUUAUCUGUCUGCUCGAAACUGAUUGAAACUGCCAAAUUGUGUUUGAAUGCGAAGGACAAGUAUCUCACUUCCACCAUUAGUUUUCUGGACAAGAACUUGCCUGCUGCAGCUGUCUCAUCGUCUAUUGCUAUCUGAUACACAUGAAAAUGGUUCUCAAUAACAAUGUUGAUCGGAUCGGGCCCUUCGUUUUCUAUGAAUUAUUCAUGUGGGACACAUGAAUUGACAUGAUGGUAUGAUAAGUUCGUAGAAAGGCAUAGAAAAAAAAAUUAAUUAUACUUGUAUUGGAUGUUCAUCAUGGAGUCCAUGUAACAUAAUUGAAAACCGGUAAAUAGGCCAGGAAAUUUUCUUUGCAUUCCUUGAUUGUUAAACUUGGAACAGUUCUUGAAAAGAAAAGCCUUUUGUCUUUUUUAUAGAUCAUUCAUUUAUCUUGA
Gossypium raimondii (Peruvian cotton) is the source of this 1198-nucleotide messenger RNA. RefSeq lists its product as uncharacterized. NCBI's taxonomy places the organism in Eukaryota, Viridiplantae, Streptophyta, Magnoliopsida, Malvales, Malvaceae. Bases 297 to 902 code for a protein of 201 amino acids. Gene Ontology annotation, biological process: retrograde transport, endosome to Golgi; endocytic recycling; protein transport. The record is from RefSeq and is a predicted model, not a curated record. Gene Ontology annotation, cellular component: endosome; retromer, cargo-selective complex. The transcript is spliced from 6 exons.